AUGGAAGUUUUAAAGCAAGCUCGUGGACAUUAUAAAGGUGCUAUCACAAGGGUUUUUACCUAUGUGCAGAACAUUCCUGAAAAUGUGAACGUUUUAGAAUUGAGAGUGCGGUUAGAUAGACUAGAAAAGGCUUUUAAAGAUAUUUGCGAUUCUCAAUCGGCUCUUUUCGAAUUUCAUGCUGAGGAGGGAUACGUAGACCCUGAACCCGAGUUUGAGAUUCUAGAAUCGAAAUACAUAUCGUCAAAAUGUGCUCUUUUAAAACGCAUUAAAGACAUUAACCCGGUUGAUGAGAUUGAUAAACCCGAUGCGCUUAAAGAGUUAGCUGCUUCUCAAGCUGAAUUGUUAGAUAGGUUAGGGCAGGUAGCUUCUUCCAAUAAUGGAGAUAAGAAUCCUACCAAUAUAAAGCUGCAACCUAUGCAAAUUCCACCUUUUUCUGGUGACUAUCGAGAAUGGCCCGGUUUUCGUGAUGUGUUUUUACAAACCGUGGACUGCAAUACGAAACUUUCAAGUUCUCAAAAGUUUAGAUAUUUGAAAUCGGUUUUGCGUGAAGAUGCUUUCAAUUUAUUGAACGGUGUUAGUGUUUCGGAUUCUAAUUAUCAGCUCGCUUGGGAGAAAUUAGAAAACCGUUAUGAUAAACCUCUUUAUAUAAUUAACGCGCUUAUAGAACAAUUUUUAAAACUGCCAAACGUUGUUUCGGGAGAUGGAUUUCACCUACGUAAGCUAGUUGAUAAGGCAGAUGAGGUAAUUCGUGGGCUAGAAGCGGUAAAAUCGGAAGGUAGGGAUCCGUGGCUUGUUUAUUUGCUGAUCAAUAAAACAGACUCAGAAACCAAAAAGGCUUGGGCGCUAGAAAACAAAAUGUCGGAAGAGUCAACCAUCAAGGAUCUCAUUCAUUUUCUAGAAAAUCGUUCUAAUGCUUUAGAAGCCAGUGAUCCGAAAACUAGUCGUGUUAAGAACAGUCGUGCGUCAAAUCCUACCAACAUUAAAAGUUUAGCCGUAGUAAAUACUUCUUGUCCAAAGUGUAAAGGGGAACAUUAUCUCCCCCAAUGUCCAGAAUUUGUUUCAAUGUCGGUUAGUUCGCGUCGCGGGUUUGCUAGAGAUCAACGAUUAUGUUACAACUGCCUCGGUACCAAGCAUUCUUCGAAUCGAUGUCGAGUUAAGGCACGGUGUACCUUAUGUAAAUCUCGCCAUCAUAGCUUAGUACACUUAGAUAACAUUAAUCCAGCUGCUUCUGCAAGUGUUGUUGAUCCUACCCAGAACUCAGCUUCCGUUGUGAGCAACCAUAUGAAAAAUGAUUCGCGUUCGUCGGUUAUACUACCUACAGCUGUGGUGAAAGUUUUUGACAAUUCCGGAAAGACUCAUCUUGUGCGUGUUCUAUUGGAUAGCGGCUCUCAGGUUUCGUUCGUGACCGAUAGUUUGGUGAAAAGGCUUGGCCUUCGUCGUUCCCAUGCCCGUUUACCUAUCUCUGGGAUUUCAUCGGUUGAAGCUGGUGUGACUCAAGGUGCUGUUGAGUUACAGUUAAAAUCCCGAAUUACUCCGCAUACUAUGCAAGUUGAGGCAUAUAUUCUCAACCAAAUUACUUCUCAAACACCAUCGCUUUCGUUUGAAGCUAGCAAUUUUACCUUCCUCGACGAUCUUUUGUUAGCUGAUGUAGGAUUCAAAAACCCAGGUCCCAUUGAUGUGUUGUUAGGGGCUGAUAAGGCUUGGAGCAUUCUGCUUAGUGAUCAUCGUUCAGAUCCAGAAGGAAAGGUUGUUGCACACGAGACAUUGUUUGGAUGGGUUGUUACGGGUUGUUUGCCAGGGAAUUCCUUAGUUUCGUUGCACGCAGGUGUUGACCUUGAUGUGAUUUUGAAAUCCUUUUGGGAAAUUGAAGAGGUUUCGCAUAGUUCGUCGUUGACAGUAGGUGAAGAUGAGGUUGAUAAACAGUUUUCAAAAACCCUCACUCGUUCAUCUGAUAAAAAGUACGUGGUUGAACUUCCUUUUCGGCAGGACAAUGUAAAGUUUGCUAAUACCAUCUCAGGAGCUUUGUCUAGACUUUUCGCCAUGGAACGUCGUUUUUGUCGUGAUAAAGACCUCAAAAGAGAAUAUUGCAAGUUCAUGCAAACAUACUUGGAUCUAGGCCACAUGGAGCGUAUUCCAGAUAAUGAAAUAGAACCUACUUCGGGAAGUGUUUUUUAUUUGCCUCACCACGCCGUUAUCACCAACAAAAUUCGCGUUGUCUUCGAUGGGUCUCAUAAGGAUACCAAAAAUAGUUGCCUUAAUGAUAUGCUUCAUGUUGGAACUCCUCUUCAGCGUAACUUGAUAAACGUUUGUAUUCGUUUUCGUAUUCAUCGCUUCGUGUUUUGUGCUGACAUUGUCAAAAUGUUUCGGCAAAUUUGGGUGCAUCCAAAGCACCGUGAUUUUCAGAGGAUUGUUUGGAGAGAAUCUUCUGAUGCCCCCAUUUCGCAUUUUCGUUUGUCAACUGUGACAUAUGGUACUUCUCCAGCUCCAUAUUUGUCCAUGAAAGUUCUUCGUCAAAUAGCGUUUGAUUACAAACACCAGUUUCCCUUAGCUUCACAUGCUGUUUUAAAUGAUAUGUAUGUUGAUGAUUUGAUGACAGGGGCUGAUUCGUUGUCGGAGACAUUAGAGCUGAAGAAGCAGAUCGUCGAAAUGCUGUCUUGUGGAGGGUUAGAGCUUAGUAAGUGGAGCUCUAAUUGUUGGGAGAUAUUGCGCGAGAUCAACUGUAAAGAAGCUGUUUUACUCGAUUUAGAUAGUUCAUCGGAGUGCACCAAGGUUCUCGGUUUGGUUUGGAACCCGUAUCGCGACACCUUUACCUAUAAAAUCAGUUUGCCUGAACAAUUUGUACCUACAAAACGAAAACUACUUUCCGAGGUUGCAAAGAUUUUCGAUCCUUUGGGUUUUCUCGCUCCUUCCACUAUUUUGUUGAAAAUACUGUUUCAGGAGCUGUGGACCGCAAAGACGAAGAUAGACUGGGAUGAUCCUUUGCCCUCUGAAAUCGCAGAAAAAUGGAAGCUGCACCGGGAGAAUUUGACCUAUUUUGAAAACUUUAGGAUUUCUCGAAGGUUUACCCAAAAUUCUAAAAGCUUGGAAUUAAUAGGAUUCUCGGAUGCUUCGGAAAAGGCUUAUUCUGCUGUUGUGUAUUGUCGUAGUUGUUCAGGAGAUGGUGCAGAGAUUCAGUUGGUCGCAGCCAAAACUCGUGUUGCUCCCGUUAAGCAAUUGUCGAUUCCUCGUUUGGAACUUUGUGGAGCUCUCCUCUUGUGUCGUUUAAUUGAGCUCAUUCGGUCGUCGUUGGAUGUAAAACCAGUUCGAGUAUCAGCGUUUUGUGACUCCCAAAUUGUUUUGUCCUGGCUUUCGUCUCCGCCGCGAAAAUGGAAUACGUUUGUAGCAAAUCGUACUUCCGAAAUCUUGUCUUCUUUGCCUCGUUCGUCUUGGAAUCAUGUCUCUUCAUCUGAUAACCCUGCUGAUUGUGCUUCGCGGGGUCUUUUGCCUAAGGAUCUAAUGGAUUACAAAAUGUGGUGGAAUGGUCCAGAAUGGUUGUCUCAGGACUUUGAUAAGUGGCCAAAUCAUCGCGAAAUCGAGGUAAAAGACAUUCCUGAAGAAAGGAAAAAGGUCGUUGCAGUUUGCGUUUCGGGUACGGUUGAGCAUUUUCUUGAAAACCUUUCGCUUAAAAUUUCUAGUUGGAGAAAGCUUGUGAGAAUAGUUGGCUAUAUUCGUCGCUUCAUAUAUUUUUGUCGUUUGCCAAAAGGAGAUAGAAGAUAUGGAUAUCUUUCGCUUUCUGAACUUCGCCUUGCCAAAAAGGCCUGUCUCAAGUGGUCUCAAAAUGAGUUCCUUGGUGAAAUAAAAGCUCUUAAGGCUGAUCGUUGUGUUGACAAGAUGUCCAAAUUAUGUUCGCUUUCACCUUUUAUUGAUGUCGUCGGUUUGUUGCGUGUCGGUGGUAGAAUUUCGAACGCCAGAAAUGUUCCCUUCGCGAUAAAACACCCUGUUAUUCUACCCAAAAAUAAUCCUAUAACUCGGCUGAUUCUUCUCGAUGCCCACAGGAACCUUUUACAUAUUGGUGUUUCGGGACUCUUCACAUUGAUUCGUCAGGAGUAUUGGAUCCUCGGGAGCAGAAACCUUAUUCGUAAACUGGUGCACGAUUGCAUUACGUGUUUUCGUCAUCGAAAAAAUACUUCUACACAGCUUAUGGGAAAUUUGCCAUCGUCUCGAGUGAAUCCAUCAUUUGCUUUCGCCCAUACAGGAUGUGACUAUGCUGGACCCAUUACGCUUCGUUCUUCGAGAGGAAGGAAACCAACAAUGUCAAAGGGGUACAUUUCGUUGUUUGUCUGCAUGACAACUAAGGCGCUGCACCUCGAAUUGGUUUCGGACCUAACCACGGAUGCAUUUUUGGCUGCCCUGAAAAGAUUUAUCGCCAGGCGUGGUAAAUGCAGCGUUAUGUACUCUGAUAAUGGUACGAACUUUCAAGGAGCAGCUCGAGUUUUAUCAGAAAUGUACAAAUUGGUGCAAUCUCAAACCCACAACAAGAAGGUUGCAGAAAUGUUGGCUGGCGAAAAUAUUGAUUGGCAAUUUAUCCCUCCGCAUAGUCCUCACUUUGGUGGACUUUGGGAAGCGGGGGUUAAAUUGGUAAAACAACAUCUUCGGCGCGUCGUUGGCGAUAGUGUCCUUACCUUUGAAGAAAUGUGUACCUUGUUAGCCCAAAUCGAAGCCCUUUUGAACUCUAGACCCCUUUGUGCUUCUUCCGAUUCAGAUCUUGAUCCAUUAACGCCUUCUCAUUUUCUUAUAGGUAGACCUUAUACGGCGAUACCCGAGCCAAGUUUUUUGGAAACACCUAUCAACCGAUUGGGAAGAUGGGAGCUACUACAAAACAUGAUGCAAGGUUUCUGGCGAAGGUGGCAAACCGAUUACCUCACAUCUUUGCAGCAGCGCCCAAAAUGGAGAGAAGCCAAAAGAGAUUUUGAAGUUGGUGACUUAGUCAUUCUAAAAGAACCAAAUCUUCCACCUUCUCAAUGGUUUCUUGGAAGAGUUACCGAAGUUCAUCCAGGUGAAGAUGGACACGUACGAGUGGUUACAUUGCGCACCAAACGUGGCACUUUCAUGCGCCCCGUAACCAAACUUGCCCUCUUGCCAUGUCCUGAAAUUCCUUCAGCGGGGGCGGCAUGUUGA
This is a messenger RNA of Episyrphus balteatus (marmalade hoverfly), 5157 nucleotides long. RefSeq lists its product as uncharacterized. The transcript has a single exon. The record is from RefSeq and is a predicted model, not a curated record. Gene Ontology annotation, biological process: DNA integration. Lineage: Eukaryota; Metazoa; Arthropoda; Insecta; Diptera; Syrphidae. The coding region runs from base 1 to 5157 and encodes 1718 amino acids. Gene Ontology annotation, molecular function: nucleic acid binding.